Messenger RNA from Gracilinanus agilis (Agile Gracile Mouse Opossum), 2337 nucleotides. RefSeq names its product zinc finger protein 420-like. Gene Ontology annotation, biological process: regulation of transcription by RNA polymerase II. The coding region runs from base 1 to 2337 and encodes 778 amino acids. Lineage: Eukaryota; Metazoa; Chordata; Mammalia; Didelphimorphia; Didelphidae. The record is from RefSeq and is a predicted model, not a curated record. Gene Ontology annotation, cellular component: nucleus. The transcript is spliced from 9 exons. Gene Ontology annotation, molecular function: DNA-binding transcription activator activity, RNA polymerase II-specific; RNA polymerase II cis-regulatory region sequence-specific DNA binding.
AUGUUCCACAACUACAGCGUGCAAACCAUUUUACAAACACUGUCAUCUGCUGCUUAUGACCAUCCUGGCGGGAUGCUAUCAUCAUCCCAUCUUACAGGCGAGGAACCCGAGGCUGAGAGACAAGAAGAGGUGGUGACAUUCAAGGAUGUGGCUGUGGACUUCACCCGAGAGGAAUGGCGCCUCUUGGCCCCUCCCCAGAAGGAACUGUACAAGGAGGUGAUGCUGGAGAAUGCCUGGAACCUGAUGUCUGUGGUUUCCAGAGAAGACGUGAUCUCUUAUUUUGAGCAAAGGGAAGCCCCGUGGAUGCAAGAGCAAGAAGACCUGAGAAACUGUUCUCCAGAGAAUGGUACCUUGGGGCUUUUGGACUUGGACUUGGAGCUUUGGACCUUUGGACUGGAGCUUUUGGCUUUGGGACUUCGACUUUUGACUUUGGAGCUUCUUGGAAUCUGGGACUUUCUUGCUGGGUUCACUGCUGCCUCGGUGUGCUUAGCUCAGGAGGGUUUUUCUGCAUUGGGACCUUGCCUGAAUCCUGCCAGACUUGCUAAAGGAGAGAUCAGACACGAAAUGAAGGCUACUGCAACAGAAGUGAGCCUCUCUGUAGAAGAAAUAGGCCAUCAGAGAUUCUGUGGAAAGACAUUCAGUCGGAGAGAUCGUCUUGCUGUACAUCAGAGAAUGCACACUGUGGUGAAAUUGUAUGAAUGCAAUCAAUGUGGAAAGGCGUUCAAUAAAAGCUGCAGUCUUGCUGCACACCAGAGAACCCACACUGGGGAGAACCUUAAUGAAUGCAAUCAGUGUGGAAAGAUACUCGGUAAGAGCUACAAACUUGCUGUACAUCAGGGAAUCUACACUGGGGAGAAACCUUAUGAAUGCAAUCAGUGUAAACCUUAUGAAUGCAAGCAGUGUGGAAAGGCAUUCAGUGAAAGCUCCCAUCUUGCUCGACAUCUGAGAAUCCACACUGGGGAAAAACCUUAUGAAUGCAAUCAGUGUGGAAAGACAUUCAGUCAAAGUUCCAGUCUUGUUGCACAUCUGAGAAUCCACACUGGGGAGAAACCUUAUGAAUGUAAUCAGUGUGGAAAGACAUUCAGACGGAGCUCUGAUCUUGCUGCACAUCAGAGAAUCCACACUGGGGAGAAACCUUAUGAAUGCAAUCAGUGUGGAAAGAAUUUCAAUCAAAGUUCCAGGCUUGCUGCACACCAGAGAAUCCACACUGGGAAGAAACCUUAUGAAUGCAAUCAGUGUGGAAAGACAUUCAGUCAAAACUACAAACUUGCUGUACAUCAGAGAAUCCACACUGGGGAGAAACCUUAUGAAUGCAAUCUGUGUGGAAAGAGUUUCAAUCAAAGUUUCAGUCUUGCUGCACACCAGAGAGUCCACACUGGGGACAAACAUUAUGAAUGCAAUCAGUGCGGAAAGACUUUCAAUCAAAGCUUCAGUCUUUCUGUACAUCAGAGAAUCCAUACUGGGUUGAAACCUUAUGAAUGCCAUCAGUGUGGAAAGACAUUCAGGCAGAGCUCCAGUCUUGCUGCACACCAGAGAAUCCACACUGGGGAGAAACCUUAUGAAUGCAAUCAGUGUGGAAAGACAUUCAGAUGGAGCUCUAAUCUUGCUGCACAUCAGAGAAUCCACACUGGGGAGAAACCUUAUGAAUGCAAUCAGUGUGGAAAGACAUUCAGUCAAAACUACAAACUUGCUGUACAUCAGAGAAUCCACACUGGGGAGAAACCUUAUGAAUGCAAUCAGUGUGGAAAGAGUUUCAAUCAAAGUUUCAGUCUUGCUGCACACCAGAGAGUCCACAGUGGGGAGAAACCUUAUGAAUGCAAUCAGUGUGGAAAGACAUUCAGUCAGAGCUCCUAUCUUGCUGUACAUCAGAGAAUCCACACUGGGGAGAAACCUUAUGAAUGCAAUCAGUGUGGAAAGGCAUUCAGUCAGAGCUCCUGUCUUGCUGUGCAUCAGAGAAUCCACACUGGGGAGAAACCUUAUGAAUGCCAUCAGUGUGGAAAGACAUUCAGUCAUAACUCCAGUCUUGCUGCACACCAGAGAAUCCACACUGGGGAAAAACCUUAUGAAUGCAAUCAGUGUGGAAAGACAUUCGGGCAGAGCUCCAGUCUUGCUGCACACCAGAGAAUCCACACUGGGGAGAAACCUUAUGAAUGCAAUCAGUGUGGAAAGACAUUCAACCAGAGCUCCAGUCUUGCUGCACAUCAGAGAAUCCACUGGAAAGAUAACUUAAGUCAAUGUGGGAAAACAAUCACAAUGAGUUCCAGUCUUGCUCAUCAUCAGAGAAUCCACACUGGUGUAGUGAAAAUUUAUCACACUGAUGCAAAAACUCCAAGCUAA